AAAUUAGACCGAACAGAAACUGAUUUAAGCGCCACUUUAAUUAUCGCAUGCUAUCAACUAACGGCAACGUAGCGAAUUUCUAUCAAAUGAAAAGCAGAAAUUAUGUGUUCUGUGGACAAGGGUGAGAUCUGGCGCCUGACCAGAGUCAUGGAUAAAGAAAUUUACGACCUUUCCAAUGUACAACGUCUCUGCUUGAAAUAUCUUUGUAUGCCGCCAGACAAAAAUUAAGGAUUACAUAUCUUAGCCUGCAUUAUAUUCUAUGAUUACAUGCACGUGCACGUUUGUUUUAUUACACCGUAAUUUAAAGUUUGUUCUAUUUUGUAAUGUUGGUUUUUAACAAAAUAAACACGAAAUCAAAUGGAAGAGAUUUAAUUUUCAAAUAUUUAUAAAAAUUAAUAUCAGCAGUAUAAUUUUUCAGAAAUGAGUAACGUUAUUUUAAAAGAGGCAUUUGAAGUUGAAUCCAAGCAUGGUGCAUUUUAUACAGGAGGAAAUGUUCAGUGGAGCAAAGAUGGUCAACAUAUAUUUUGUCAGAAGAAUGGUGUAGUUUCUAUAGUAUCAGUGAACAAAGGCAUAGUACUUUAUUAUUUGGGAGAAAGAAAUGAUGUUGAAGAGGAAGAUACGAUUAAUACGUUCACAGCAAGUGAUAAUGAUUUGAAUAUUAUUACACACCACAAAAGUGGUCUAUUCAAAUUAUGGAAUUGGAAAGAUAAUAAAUUAAUCAAAUUAUGGAAGUCUAUUCACAAAGGUCCAGUAGCUUGCAUUGCACACUUGAGCGAAAAGAAUUUAAUAGCUUCUGGAGGUAGUGAUGGUGCUGUGAGAUUAUGGGACUUGGAGCAUUACGCUUGCAUUCACAACCUGAGAGGAGUACAAGGAGUUGUUAGUGUGUUAAUUUUCCAUCCAAAUACUGAAAAAGACCUUAUCUUUGCUGCUGGCGAUGAUGCUAAAAUUCAUGGAUGGAACAUUAAAUCUGGUAUAGAAAAAAUUACCCUCUCUGGACACUUUAGUAAAGUUACAUCUUUAUCUUUUCUUAAAGAUGAGGAUUAUCUAGUUAGUUCAGGAAGAGAUAAAGUAUUAAUUCUAUGGGAUAUUUCUUCUGGAUCAUCAAUACGUAUUUUACCAGUUUAUGAGGAAAUAGAAGAUACAUUUAUCAUUCCUAAAAAUGCACAGUCGGCGGUUUUAUGUAAUAAGGAUGAAAGUGGUGUUUAUGUUGCUGGUGCAGGAGAAAAAGGUAUUGUCAAAAUUUGGGAAAUGAGAAGUGGUAAAGAAGUAUAUACCCAGAAAAAUUCUAUUGUGUCAGCAGCAAAAGAAGAAGGGAACUUUGCAAUUAUACAUUUGCUUUAUAACGAAAGUAGCAACAGUUUUGCUGUAAUUACCGUAGACCACAACAUAAUUAUUCAUUCAUUCGAAACAUUUGCGCAUGUAAAACAGUUAAUAGGUUACAGCGAUGAAAUUUUGGAUAUUGUAUAUUUCGGAAAUAAUGGAAGUCACAUAGCAGUUGCUACCAAUAGUUGUGAUAUAAAAUUAUAUAAUGUAUCAACUAUGGAUUGUGAACUAUUAUGUGGGCAUACAGAUAUUGUUUUAUCUCUUGCUGUAACAUCUGCUAAUGUCAAUCUACUUAUAUCAUCAGCAAAGGAUAAUAGCAUUCGCGUAUGGUGUAUGGAUAAAGAAACAACAAAAGUAUCUUGUGUUGCAUCUUCUGUUCGGCAUACUGCUCCAAUUGGUUCUGUUGCUAUUUCUCAAACAUCGUCUAAAUUCUUUGCUUCAGUCAGUCAAGAUUCUUGUCUUAAAUUAUGGAAUUUAUCGGAAAAUACUGAGCAUAAGGACACGUACAUUUUAAAUGUAAUUCAUACAGCAUUGGCUCAUGAAAAAGACAUUAAUUGUGUAACCAUAUCGCCAAAUGAUAAAUUAAUUGCUACUGGAUCACAAGAUAAAACAGCUAAACUGUGGUCAGCAGAUAAUUUGCAGUUGCUUGGAGUAUUUCGUGGACAUAAGAGAGGUGUAUGGUGUGUUCGAUUUUCGCCCAUAGACCAAGUACUUUUAACAACAUCAGCAGAUUGUACAGUGAAACUUUGGUCAUUGACAGAACUUCACUGUUUAAAAACACUCGAAGGUCAUGAAUCGUCCGUAUUAAAAGCAGAAUUUUUGAGCCGUGGAAUGCAAUUAAUUACAGCAAGCGGGGAUGGUCUGCUAAAACUUUGGAACAUUAAAACAUCAGAGUGUAUAUGUACUCUGGAACAACAUGAAAGUCGUGUAUGGGCACUUGCCGUUACUAAAGAUGAGAAACAUGUAAUUAGUGGUGGAAGCGAUUCAUUAUUAGUUAUUUGGAAAGAUGUAACCGAUGAAAGGAGAAUGAAGAAAGCAAUGGAAAUUGAGCAACUUGCAUUGGAAGAACAAAAAUUAGCAAAUUUACUUAAAGCAAGUAAAUUGACGUCUGCUUUAAACUUAGCUUUAAAAUUGGAUCGUCCUUUCAAAGUCCUAAAAAUUGUAGAAAAUAUUUUAAAGCAAGAUGCUUCUCAACUUGAACAAACGAUUCGUGAAUUGAAACCUAUUUACAAAGAAGAAUUACUGAAGUGUGCUGUGACGUGGAAUGCCAACAGUAAAAAUUGCCAAAUAGCUCAGCAGUUUGAUGUGCACAUGAUGUUACAAUUUAGGUAUUUGGAUAAAAGGUUAAAAUUUUCACAUAUUGUUCCAAACUUAAGUCAGAUACACGGCGGACAAUUUGCACAUGACUUAAUUUGGACGCCUAAUGUAUAUGUUUCCAAUGAACCCAGUUCAGCUAUAAUGGGAAAUGGUGUUAAAGACAUACUUAUUUCUAUAAGUCCAGCUGGCAUGGUUAUAUUAAAUACUAGGUUGCAAGCAACUCUUAACUGUGGGCUUCGUUUGGAGAAGUUUCCAUUUGAUGUACAAGAAUGUCCACUUAUUUUUGAAAGCUGGACACACAAUGUGCUUGACAUGGUAUUGUAUUGGGAUGACGAGCCAAUUGUACUUGCAGAUGAAUUACAUUUAACUGAAUACAAGCUUGUGGACAAAUGGGUUAAUAUGACAGAAACAUUUUAUACUACAUCGCAACAACAUUAUGGUCAUUUUGCUGGAAAUUUCAGUUCUCUUACUAUAACGUUUAAAUUAGCACGUGAAAUGGGAUUCUUUAUGAUGGACUAUUACAUACCAUCUAUAUUAAUCGUGGUGAUUUCUUGGGUUUCUUUCUGGUUGCAUAUGGAUGCAAGUCCGCCACGAAUAGUAUUAGGAACAAACACUAUUUUGACGUUUAUGACUCUUGCAUCAAAAGUCGAAAAUUCCUUACCAAAAGUUUCUUACAUAAAAGCCAGUGAAAUAUGGUUUCUAGGUUGUACUAUAUUUUUGUUUGCAGCAAUGGUAGAAUUUGCCUUUGUUAAUACAAUUUAUCGACGAAAGAAAAAUGUGCCAUUAAAAAAAGUUAAUAGUAAAUACAUAUUAAAAUCAACAUUAACGCCAAAACUAGCACGGAAACAAUUUCAGAAAAAUACUACAGGACUAGAAAGAUCUCGUUCUUGGUCAUCGCUUGAAAACACAACUAUUAGUGAUCAAGAUUAUUCAAGUCAAAAUUAUCUCACCGUACAUAGUUUUCCAAGUAAUCUCAAUAUUCCAUCUGUAAAAAUUGAGGAGGACAAAGACCAAGAAUGUUCAAGAAAAAGUAUUGCGACUAUUAGCAGUACACCGCUACCAAAACCAUUCCCGCGAAGAGCAACCCUUGCCCAUUUACAUAAUUUUACAACAAUGACGCCGCAAGAAAUUGCUCAGUGGAUCGAUAGACGCAGUAGAAUUGUAUUUCCUGUAGCUUUCAUCAUAUUUAACAUCCUUUAUUGGUCUUUUAUUUGGAUAUAAAAAUUUCAUAGUUAAAUUAAGUAUAUUUAAAGAGUAUCUAAGAAUUUAAAUUUUUUGAUUACAUGUAUAUUAUUAUUUAGUCGCUUUUUAUAUUAACGAUUUAUUUUUACGAUACAAAACAAUCUCAAAUACAUAAAUUAUUUUAGAAAAGAAAAUAAGAUCUUUUAGCACUAUACUAUCUGAUACCUUUUUCUUAAAAUACAGGAUGUCUCAUGCAAUUGGGACAAGCUCUAGCUUUAAAACGGUAAAAGACAGAAAAAAAUCGGUACUGGAAGUGGACAUAUUUUAAAGAUUUCAUUUUUUUUUU
Molecule: messenger RNA, 4168 nt
Organism: Osmia lignaria (orchard mason bee)
Lineage: Eukaryota; Metazoa; Arthropoda; Insecta; Hymenoptera; Megachilidae
Product: transducin beta-like protein 3
Biological process (GO): endonucleolytic cleavage in 5'-ETS of tricistronic rRNA transcript (SSU-rRNA, 5.8S rRNA, LSU-rRNA); endonucleolytic cleavage to generate mature 5'-end of SSU-rRNA from (SSU-rRNA, 5.8S rRNA, LSU-rRNA); monoatomic ion transmembrane transport
Cellular component (GO): nucleolus; membrane; 90S preribosome
Molecular function (GO): protein binding; U3 snoRNA binding; transmembrane signaling receptor activity
Source: RefSeq, a predicted model, not a curated record